AUGCAGCAGGCCACGGUGCGAAAGGUGUUCAAGUGUGUCGCAGGGGUGCUCAACAAUGCCUUCGGAGCAGAUGAGGCAAAGAAGUGCGAGGCGGAGUUGAAGGAAGUCUUCGGCGCCGAGUUCGAGGACUCUUCCUUCCCGUCCGUGUGCCGGGCCUUGUCCAAGGCCAUCGACGCAGGCUUGGUGCCGGAGCAAGGCUUGCAGACCCUGCGGAACCUGGCCUCGGAGUUUGAGAAGCAUGGCUUGGAGCCCGGCUCCGCACUUCCCCGCUCCUUGGGGCUCUCGUCCACGCUGACGCUGAACGUGGUGAACAUGGCCGGGGAGAAGGCGUCCUAUGAGGUGCAGGCCCUGGGCCGAGUUGUUGGCCUGAAGAGCCAGCUUGCCAUUCCGUUCGGGAAGAAAGCCAACCUUACCUUCAAAGAUACGUUGCUUCAGGACUCACAGACCUUUGCAGAUGCAGGGGUUGUUGAUGGCUCUGACCUUCUGUGCGUUCAGGAAGAGAUGUCAUGGGAAGAAGGGCAGCAGAGUGCCAUGAAGGACCUGCUCGACUUCCUGGAUGAGGGGGAGGAGGUGGAGGCUGUCGUCUUUGGCGACUGGGGUUGGGGAGGCUACGAAGAGGUCGACGAAGCAGUCCGCAUCCCCGAGGACCGGCGGGAGAAGGUGCUCUCACCCUAUGAGGCUGGCUCCUAG
Molecule: messenger RNA, 690 nt
Organism: Symbiodinium natans
Lineage: Eukaryota; Dinophyceae; Suessiales; Symbiodiniaceae
Source: the annotation of a GenBank genome assembly